GUCAAAGAAAUCACCAUAAAAAGAGUUAAAAAUGCCAGAAUAUGCUCCUUUGCCUUCGAAUGAAUUGAUCAAGUCGGUGCACACUUUCGAGUUUUUGCAGUCUUCGCUCAAGUCACCAACGGCCACUGUCACGUCAAUGUUCAUCUUGACAUUCAAGAUCAGCUCUAAACAGAUUGUCAAUGGAUGGGAUCAAAAAGACUCCAAAGUUACAAAAAUUGAUUUGGAAGAGGCUCAGAGGAUUUCAAAGAUAAGUGUUGGAUUGAUAGAAAAUUCAUUAGCGUUAUCAAAAGAACCUGAGUUAAUCAGAUUAAGAUUUGAACUUACAAAAGAGUUGUUUAUAUUACCUGAUUUAGAAAGAGAUGUUGGUAUUGUGGUUAUAAUUGAAAAGGUGAGCAGCUAGAGACUAGGUGUUUUUUGAUGUUGCUGUGAUAGAUUCUAUAGACCUCCUGAGUUUAUUGCUAUGUCUAAUAUGUGGCAUGAGAGAAGAAAGUGCAACAUGAAUAUCAGAAUAGAUAUAUGAAUGGCGCUGUUGAAUAUUGUUGCUUGAUUUCUCUCUGCUCAAUUUACUGUUGCUUGAUCCUUGGAUUUGAAACAAAAAUCUGGAAAGUUGAGAGGCUUCAUAAAUGAAUUGAAUUUUUCAUAUUCUAAUAGGUAUGUUGCUGGAACUAGGAUUGGAUUUAGUUCUUAUAAACUACUAGCAACUGACAUUUAACUUGAUCUGGAGCUCAAAUCACUUGAAACUUGAAACUUCCCACUUGUGCUUUAAACAAUACGCAUUAGCUACGAGGGAUUAAAAUUGUUAGCACAUUAGUUAUUUAUUGAAAAUAAUAAACGC
Molecule: messenger RNA, 835 nt
Organism: Hansenula anomala
Lineage: Eukaryota; Fungi; Ascomycota; Saccharomycetes; Phaffomycetales; Wickerhamomycetaceae
Exons: 1
Coding region: 32-400 (122 amino acids)
Source: RefSeq, a predicted model, not a curated record